Pecten maximus is the source of this 1208-nucleotide messenger RNA. Its product is annotated as cysteine-rich motor neuron 1 protein-like. The record is from RefSeq and is a predicted model, not a curated record. The transcript is spliced from 7 exons. The coding region runs from base 1 to 1131 and encodes 376 amino acids. Lineage: Eukaryota; Metazoa; Mollusca; Bivalvia; Pectinida; Pectinidae.
AUGUUACGUAUACUGUUCGGAGUGUUUCUGUUGUUUACGGUGUACACAGGAUCCCAUGGGGACGGAGUGUCGAGAGAGGACACAGGAUCCCAUGGGGACGGAGUGUCCGGAGGGGACACAGGAUCCCGUGGGGGCGGAGGGGACACACAGGAUUGCCCCUUCCCUUGUAUUCAUGAUGGAGUGAAGUACUGCCACCAUUUACCUUGUCCCCAUCCACCCUGUUCCAACCCAGUUACUACGCACGGAGAUUGUUGUCCACACUGUCCCACAGAUAACACGACCGACCACUGUCCGAGCCCAUGCACACAAGGAGGACACAAGUACUGCCACCCUAUCCCGUGCCCGUUCCCUCCCUGUGAUCAUCCUGUCACCACCCCUGGGGAAUGCUGCCCUCACUGUGACAGUGCUGUAGUAGGCAAACGCGAGGAGGACCAUGACUGUCCCCAUCCCUGUACACAAGGCGGGCACAAGUUCUGUGAACCUAUACCAUGUCCCCUCCCACCAUGUGAUAAUCCCGUCACCACCCCCGGGGAGUGUUGUCCACAUUGUCCUAAUCGUACAGAGUGUCCUCACUCGUGUAAGGUCGACGAUAAGGUCUACUGCUACUCACCCGGAUGUCCCCCACCGGAACCAUGUCCGAAGUGGGUGCGCACACCUGGCGAUUGCUGUUAUCAUUGCGAAGGGGAGGGUAGAAAUGACGUGGUGAAGACGAGCUGUCCUCACCCAUGCGAGGUAAAUGGUCAUCACUUCUGCUUCCCUCCUCCCUGUCCACUACCGCCUUGUUCUAAUCCAGUCACCCUCCCGGGCCAGUGCUGCCAAACCUGCCCCGAAGGCGACGUAACGAAACAUCACCGACCUAUUGCAAGGUCAAGUGACUGGCCUGACCCCUGGAGGUGUUACCCACCCCCUCCUUGUCCUCCACCCCCUCCCCCACCCUACUGUAACACCACAAUCAUAGCGCCAUACGAUCUGUGCUGCGAAGUCUGUGACACAGCCUGUCCCCACCGGUGUCAAUGGCUGGGAUCCACCUGGUGUAACCCUCCGGAAUGUACCCCUCUCCUUUGUCCUAACCCUAAGUUGACGGACGGUGACUGUUGUCCCCACUGUGAAGCUGAUCUCGACCGUCAAUAACAAUAUCGUUAGUGAUUAUGUUUGUUGCCUGUAUUUCAUCUUAUUAAAAGUUAGUAAAAAUGUUAUAUACGAUAAUA